Messenger RNA from Triticum turgidum subsp. durum (durum wheat), 510 nucleotides. The record is from the annotation of a GenBank genome assembly. NCBI's taxonomy places the organism in Eukaryota, Viridiplantae, Streptophyta, Magnoliopsida, Poales, Poaceae.
AUGGCCUCCCUCACCGUCUCGCAGACGACACCGGCGGCCGGCAACGCCAACAAGCAGCGCGAGGGCGCGGAGAUCAUCACCGGCGCUGAGGCGUGCUACGAGCACUCCAAGGAGCUCCUCAAGGGGCUGGGGUUCCCGGGCGGGGUGAUGCCGCUGCGCGGGCUGGAAGAGUGCGGGCUGGUGCGGGAGACCGGGUACGUGUGGAUGCGGCAGGGAAAGCCCUACGAGCACCACUUCCGCGCCACGGGCACCCGGGUGCGCUACGACGCCGAGGUGACGGCGUACGUGGAGGAAGGGCGGAUGAAGCGGAUGACCGGGGUCCGGAGCAAGCAGAUGAUGCUCUGGGUGCCCAUCGUGGAGAUGAGCCUCGACGGCGCCGACAAGGUCUACUUCAAGUCCAACGUCGGCAUCGGCCGCUCCUUCCCCGCCGCCGCCUUCGCCGACGAGGACGCCGCUGCUGACGACGCGCCGGCGCCGGCCGGCGCCACCGAGGCCAACGACAAGCAUUGA